AGAAACCCGGAAGUGAGUUUACAGACCGGUGACCCUCAGCAGCAGCAGCAGCCGCCGCAGAGUACCGUCCCACUAAGUACAGGAGCUGCUCCUCCAACAUGGCUGACCUCUGGCAGAACUCCAUGGAUCAUGCUGUCGCCGCUGCACGAAGAGCCGGACAGGUGGUGCAGCAGGCUCUGCAGGACGACAGGAAGGUGAUGACAAAGAGUUCGUCUGUUGAUCUGGUGACACAAACUGACCAAAGGGUUGAGCAACUCAUCAUCCAAUCAGUGAAGGAGAAGUUCCCCACACACAGGUUCAUAGGGGAGGAGUCAGUGGCUGCAGGUGAACCUUGUGUCCUGACUGAUGACCCCACCUGGAUCAUCGACCCCAUUGACGGGACGACCAACUUUGUUCACGCAUUUCCUUUUGUGGCUGUUUCCAUUGGAUUCUCCGUCAACAAGCAGGUGGAGUUUGGGGUCGUCUACAGCUGUCUUGAGGACAAGAUGUUCACGGCGAGGCGGGGGAGGGGAGCCUUCUGUAAUGGAGAGCCGCUGCAGGUUUCCCAUCAGACAGACAUCAAACAGUCGAUCAUCGCCACCGAGUUCGGCUCCAGCAGAGACCCUGAAGCUGUCGACAAGAUCUUCUCCAGCCUGAGGAACGUCCUCUGCAUCCCCAUACACGGUGUACGUGGAGCGGGCACUGCAGCGGUCAACAUGUGUCUGGUGGCGUCUGGUUGCGUUGAAGCAUAUUAUGAGACAGGGAUCCAUGUUUGGGACGUGGCCGCUGGCUCGCUGAUUGUCUCCGAGGCUGGAGGAGUCCUGAUGGACACGGAGGGAGGAGAAGUGGACUUGAUGUCCAGAAGAAUCGUUGCUGCCAACAACAGAACUAUCGCAGAGAGGAUCAUCAGGGCGAUCGACCCGUUCAAUCCAACCAGAGACGACACUCCUUCUAGGUCCAGUCAGUGAGGAUGUGUUCUCAGGGAAACAACAGAUUUUGUGUGAUUAGUUUUCAAAGUUUGUGAUAGUAAAGUUUAACAUAAAAACAAAAACAAGUUUGUUUGAUUUCA
This is a messenger RNA of Acanthopagrus latus (yellowfin seabream), 1048 nucleotides long. Its product is annotated as inositol monophosphatase 1-like. Gene Ontology annotation, biological process: signal transduction; inositol metabolic process; phosphatidylinositol phosphate biosynthetic process. The coding region runs from base 99 to 947 and encodes 282 amino acids. Gene Ontology annotation, molecular function: inositol monophosphate 1-phosphatase activity. The record is from RefSeq and is a predicted model, not a curated record. The transcript has 9 exons. Lineage: Eukaryota; Metazoa; Chordata; Actinopteri; Spariformes; Sparidae.